Messenger RNA from Aethina tumida (small hive beetle), 2042 nucleotides. RefSeq lists its product as uncharacterized. Lineage: Eukaryota; Metazoa; Arthropoda; Insecta; Coleoptera; Nitidulidae. The transcript has 10 exons. Bases 72 to 1910 code for a protein of 612 amino acids. The record is from RefSeq and is a predicted model, not a curated record.
UCCGCACUUUAUCGGGGACAGGAAAAGAUAAUUCUUCAAGUUUAAAUAUUGCAUUCAGUUUUAGAUUAAAAAUGUCAGUGAAAUUACUGGAUAAUAAUCAAAUAAUAGAACUCUUUAAAAAAAACAAUGGAGCACAAUGGGUGGAUAUUAUCAAGGACAAAAAUAUUGACGGGAAUACAUUAUGGAAUAUUAGUGAGUUUGAAUGUAGAGUGUGGACUAACAGUUUUAGAGAGUUCUGGACAUUCAUUAAAAACAUUAAAGAAAACCCUGACAAAUUCUUAUCAAAUGUUUCUUUAAAUAAAGAAACAAGUACAAUAAGAAAAAAUGUAUGGAAAAAAGAUCCAAAAAAGUUUGAAUCCUUAGAAAACAUAGUCAGUAAGCAAGGCCUUUCCAAAUUACAUCCUACGACAACUGAAGAUGAUUCAGAUGAUGGAUAUCUGCCUCCCAUACAACCCAAGAAUGUGCACUAUAGUAACAACAGACCUCUAAACUCAAAUCACACAUCCACUGACAAAUUGGUACGUACUAACCGAGAUGAAGAUGAUCUAGAUGAUGGAUAUCUACCUCCAAUAACAAUAAAAGAAAAAGAUGUGCCUAGCAAAUCUGUAAAUACAUGUCAUAUAAGACCAAAUAAUAGCACUCUACAUAAAUUAUCAUCCAAUAUGACAAAAAUACCCAAGAAAGUAAUUAAGAAGGACCCCUUACCUUUACCACCUGAAAGCCCCCCAACCACAUACAUUAAUACUGGAUCAUUAAGCCAACAAACAAAUUCCGACUCAGAAGAUUUGUUGUAUGAAGACCCUGAAAACUCCAUUGACAAAUCCAGAUAUAAAUCAAAUACUCGUUUUCAACCUACAAAAUCAAACAUUCAAAACAGGAAAUUGCCGAAAGUUCCAGAUGAGGAGGACAGUGAUCAAGGUGCUGAGUACGAACCAAUACCAACGUUGGGAUCAAUAAAAGAGAGGCCUUUGCCACCAAUUCCAAACUCCAGAAACGAAAUCGAUGGCAAUGUACAACGAAAACAGACGUCCGUGAUAAAUCAGCGUAAGAUAUCCAAGGACAUGUCUCAUGGUAACUUAGUUCAUACACCAACUACUGGUAGUCGACCUCCCUUGCCUUUACCUACUGAAACAAAAGGACCCAAGAAAGGUUAUAUAAAUACUGAUGAUGAUGAUGAUGAUGAUGAUGAAGGGCAAAAUUAUGUUAAUAAACCUAAUAGUGCUGGAGCUUAUCGUCCACAAAAGCCUUUAUCUGACUCGGAGGAGUCGGAUAUGGAUGGAGGAUACGUAAUAGGAUGUCCUGAUUCAGAAUCAGAUGAUCAACUACUUUAUGAAAAUCAUGAGCAAAUCAAAUCAAAAGGUGAUUUCGCUGAACUAAAACCAGAGGAACAAUUAUAUGAAAAUAAUGAAGAAAUCAAAACUAAAGAAAAACUCAAACAAAUAACAUCGAAUUUAGAGAGAGUGUUUGGUAAUAGAGGCAACGCAUAUGACCACCACUUUGUACCGCAACCAUUACCAGCUCCACCAAAAACAUUUCCUCCACAAGAAGAACUGGCCAACAACAACCCAAUUCACAACUUAAACGACGAACCGUUCUUCAGAAACACAGACAGAAAAGGGGCGAAGCAGCUUCUGGAAGGCUUAGAGGACGGGGCGUUCCUCUUCAGGAGAAGUCAUCGCACAGGUUUUUAUCUUACCUUAACGGUGAAACAUGAGAAGAAAAUAUUCAAUUUGGGAAUCAUAUAUGCCAAUAAUAAAUUUAAAUGUGACGCCAACGAUGGCACGUUAACGCCGGAAUUCUCCUCUUUGAGGGAAUUUAUUUCGUAUUUUGAACGGGAGCCACUGACAAUAAGAAAUGACAAUGAACAUUCCGUAUAUUUAAGGCCUGUACUUCCCUCUAAUAGGUUUUAAUGGAUUUAAUCAACAUCAUUUAAAGUUUUAAAAUAGUUUUUAUAUUCUUAAAGUUUAUAAAUAGUAAAACUUAUUAAAUAUUUCUAUUUUUUGUAUACAAUUCCAAAAUAAAACACUGUUUUAUGUACAGGU